ACUUCCUCGUUUCCCCCUUUCACUUCCGGCGCUGGGUUCCGCGGCUGUCCGGGCGGCCCAAGAUGGCGGCGCGCUGGAGCAGCGAGAAUGUGGUGGUGGAGUUCCGGGACUCGCAGGCCACGGCCAUGUCGGUGGACUGCCUUGGACAGCAUGCGGUGCUUUCUGGGAGGCGCUUCCUUUACAUUGUGAACCUAGACGUGCCUGCCGACGGCCACCGCAAGAUCGCCCGCCAGAGCAAGUGGGACAUUGGAGCCGUGCAGUGGAACCCCCACGACGGCCACGCACACUUCUUCGCUGCUUCGAGCAACCAGCGAGUUGACCUAUAUAAAUGGAAAGAUGGGAACGGGGAAAUCGGCACCUCCUUGCAAGGACACACGCGGGUGAUCAGUGAUCUGGACUGGGCGGUGUUUGAGCCAGACCUGCUGGUUACCAGUUCGGUGGACACCUACAUCUACAUUUGGGACAUCAAAGACACUCGGAAACCCACGGUCUCCCUCUCUGCAGUCGCUGGAGCCUCCCAGGUCAAGUGGAAUAAGAAGAAUGCGAACUGCCUGGCGACCAGCCAUGACGGAGACGUGCGUAUUUGGGACAAGCGGAAACCAGGCACCGCGGUGGAGUAUCUGGCGGCGCAUCUCUCUAAAAUACACGGCCUGGACUGGCACCCCGACAACGAAAAUGUUUUGGCCACCUCCAGCCAGGAUAACUCUGUCAGGUUCUGGGAUUACCGGCAACCCCGAAAAUACCUCAACAUCCUAGCCUGUCAGGUUCCGGUCUGGAAAGCGAGAUACACGCCCUUCAGCAACGGGCUGGUGACGGUCAUGGUGCCCCAGCUGCGAAGGGAGAAUAGCCUGUUACUCUGGAACGUCUUUGACCUGAACACGCCGGUCCAUACCUUUGUCGGACACGAUGAUGUGGUGCUGGAAUUCCAGUGGAGGAAGCAAAAGGAAGGGUCCAAAGACUACCAGCUGGUCACCUGGUCGCGGGACCAGACGCUCCGGAUGUGGCGUGUGGACGGCCAGCUGCAGCGGCUGUGCUCUAAUGAUCUCCUGGACGGCGUGGAGGAGCUGAUGGAUGGCAUUUCUCUCCUACCCGAACCUGACAAGGCUCUCCCUCCCCACGAUGCUGAGCCCCAGCAGAACUCCAACCCGGGAGAAGACGAAGCCUCAAAAGAAGAGUCCCAGAAAAGCCUCCUCGUGGGGAAAAAGCUGGACCAGCUUGGGCUGCCCCAGACCUUGCAGCAAGAAUUCUCCCUCAUCAACGUCCAGAUCCGAAAUGUCAACAUGGAGAUGGACGCCGUGAAUCGCAGCUGCACGGUUUCAGUCCACUGCAGCAACCACAGGGUCAAGAUGCUGGUGAUGUUCCCCGCCCAGUACCCCAACAAUGCUGCCCCUUCCUUCCAGUUUGUCAACCAGACCACCAUCCCUUCCACCAUGAAGGCCAAGCUGCUGAAGAUCUUGAAGGACACGUCCAUGCAGAAGGUGAAGCGGAACCAGUGCUGCCUGGAGCCCUGCCUGCGCCAGCUGGUCUCUUGCCUGGAGUCUGUUGUGAACCAGGAAGACAGUUCUUCUGCCAACCCAUAUGCCCUCCCAAACUCCGUCACACCGCCUUUGCCGACUUUCGCCCGGGUCUCGAAUGCCUACGGUUCCUACCAGGAUUCCAACAUCCCGUUCCCACGGACCUCUGGAGCCAGGUUCUGUGGGGCAGGUUACUUGGUGUACUUCACACGGCCGAUGACGAUGCAUCGUGCGGUCUCGCCUACAGAACCAACUCCCCGAUCCCUGUCGGCCCUCUCCGCCUACCAUAGCGGUCUCAUCACUCCCAUGAAGAUCCGGACGGAGACACCCGGCAACUUGCGCUUGUACGGCGGGAGCCCCACCCGCAGCGAGAAGGAGCAAGUCUCCAUCAGCUCCUUCUACUACAAGGAGCGGAAAUCAAGAAGGUGGAAGAACAAACGAGACGGGGUGGAUGCCAGCAGCCGACCCAUCAAAGCUGCCGGGAAAGUGAUCAUUCAGGACAUCUCCUGCCUGCUCCCAGUCCACAAAUCUCUAGGGGAGAUGUACACACUGGACGUGGCCGACAUUCGGGAGACGUGCCAGAAGAACGCCGCCUCUGCACUGACGGUGGGCCGGAGGGACCUCCUGCAGGUCUGGUCCCUGGCCACGGUGGCAACAGACCUCUGUCUCGGCCCCACCUCCGACCCCGACUUAGAGACGCCCUGGGCCCAGCAUCCCUUUGGCCGUCAGCUCUUGGAGUCUCUGGUGGCCCAUUACUGCCAGCUUCACGAUGUGCAAACUUUGGCCAUGCUGUGCAGCGUUUUUGAGGCCCAGUCCAGGCCGCAGGGAGCCCUCAGCCCCGCCGGACUCCUCCCUCCCCGCCCCGCCAGCCACAGCCGAUACCCCAGCUUCACUUCCUCUGGCUCUUGUUCCAGCAUGUCGGACCCUGGACUCAGCACCAGUAGCUGGAACCUAACCGGCAAGGAGGCUGACCACCCCCUGGCCUGGUGCGAAUCUUCACCCGAUGACCUCCGGUUUGGGAAUUUAGCCUACGCGGAUCACCGGGAUCGGGAGAAGGAUCAGCACGACAGGAACAAAAGGCUUCUGGAUCCAGCCAACACCCAGCAGUUUGAUGACUUCAAGAAGUGCUACGGAGAGAUCCUUUAUCGCUGGGGCCUGAGGGAGAAGCGGGCGGAAGUCCUCAAGUUUGUCUCUUGCCCGCCUGAGCCUCACAAGGGGAUUGAGUUUGGCGUCUACUGCAGCUACUGCCGCCACGAGGUGCGGGGGGUCCAGUGCGCCAACUGCAAAGGCAUCGCGUUCCAGUGCGCCAUCUGCCACGUGGCCGUGCGAGGCUCCUCCAACUUCUGCCUGACCUGUGGGCACGGCGGGCACACCAGCCACAUGAUGGAGUGGUUCCGCACCCAGGAGGUCUGCCCCACCGGCUGCGGCUGCCACUGUCUGCUGGAGAGCACCUUCUGACUGGAGUGGGAGGGUGGGUAGGAUCCGGAAGAGACGAUGCAUGGGCUGCCUUGAGUUGUUUGGGAGAAACAAAGAAGCCCUACUAAAGCCUCCGAGGGUGUUUCUGAGAUGGGGGUCGGUCUUGGGGGCAGCCGGCGGUGUUCUGCACUCCCUGCCGGAGGUUGCUUUGGGUGGCGGUGAUUCCAGAAGGAUCUGAGGGGCUGCUCAAGGCCCCCCCCCCGGUUCAGCAGGGUUUUUUUCCCCAGGUACAAAGAAAGAGACUUUUGUAUGCAGGUGACAAUCAUGGGGGGCUUGGGAAGCCGGAAUCGUUGAGCCAAGCAGAGGAUGCCUGCCUUAAUGCCUGGAGCUGGAGGCACGAGGCCGGAUCCUUAAGCAGCGUCUGGGAGAGGCUUGAGAAAUUACACACCAAGCUGGGAUGGGGUUGCACUGAUUCCCACCCCCACCCCGCCUUUCCUUCGUGUCAUGGCCCGUCUUGGGCCUCAGAAUUCUCGGCAUUGCACACACAGAUCAAAACCCAACAGUACUUCCUGCUGGAAGACCAGGGAGGACCUCAGUUUUUUGAAGGCUCAGCAUAUUGGAGGGAGCAGAGUGGAGCCUGGACUUUGCCCUAAGUAUGAGAAGAGGAGAUUCGGAUCUAUCACCCAGCUUCCUCCUUUGGUAGAGGCUCUGAAAAAGCUCAGUUUACGCAGGCAGAGGGAUCAAGAGGAUCUUGUUCCAUUUUAAAACAAGGCCAUGAUUUCUGGCCAUGGCUCGGUGUCUCUGCUUGAGUGUUUACUUGAGUGAAGGCUCAUUGUGCCAAGGUGUGUCUGUUACUGGACUUCAGCCGGCUGGCUUCUCCUGUGAUGGUGAGACUCAUAAAGCAGUAUUUUUCAUGCUGAGGUGCAUUCCAGCCCAGAGGUCAUGAGCCAGGGAAGAGUCCCCUCUCCCGGCCAGGUUAUAAGCACCAUUGUGGGUGCAAGGGGGGGGGGAGUCUGAGCCGAGGUCUCCUCCUUGGGGCUCAUCCCUUCGAACAGGUGGAUCCAGACUAGCUGAGCUCAUGAAGAGCGGCCGGGGUGGGGGCACUUUCCUGCACUGUUACUUGGAGCCCUUGAGUUUGGCAGAAAUGUAUUUGUUUAUUUUGUGUAAUAAAACAAGAACCUUUUA
Pogona vitticeps (central bearded dragon) is the source of this 4115-nucleotide messenger RNA. RefSeq names its product WD repeat domain 59 (gene WDR59). Gene Ontology annotation, cellular component: Seh1-associated complex; vacuolar membrane. The record is from RefSeq and is a predicted model, not a curated record. Lineage: Eukaryota; Metazoa; Chordata; Lepidosauria; Squamata; Agamidae. Gene Ontology annotation, biological process: positive regulation of TORC1 signaling; cellular response to amino acid starvation. Gene Ontology annotation, molecular function: signaling adaptor activity; protein binding.